AUGAAAUGGUAUAUACAAGGGUUGGUGUUUGGAUACCUCAGUGCCCCCCAAAGAACUGGGAGACUAGGUCGUGGUCUGGAGAUGGUAGACGGCCAUCAGGAGCACUCCACUCACUAUCUCGUACUGUCCAUAGGGGUUCCAUCUACUCCGGGGAGUCCUGGUAAGGCAUGGAUCGUAUUCAAAUCCCGGGUCCUCAAACAGGGGCUCCUCCAGGUCAGCUCGACCCUCAGCUCGAUCGAGUUGAGUUUCCUCUGUUUGGACUCGAUCGAGUCCGGUGGUCGAGCUGGAGCGUCUGGCCUUGGAAGUCUUCCUCCUUCUCUGCGUGUUGUCUUCUCCUUCCCUUGGCUCGAAAGAAGAGGCUCUGUGAGGCUCUUGGGCAGUGGAGAGCUACUCCUAAGGACUUGGACUUCUUCUUGCUUGAAGAACCAGAAACCUUCUUCUCCAAACUUUUGA
Messenger RNA from Microthlaspi erraticum, 453 nucleotides. The record is from the annotation of a GenBank genome assembly. Lineage: Eukaryota; Viridiplantae; Streptophyta; Magnoliopsida; Brassicales; Brassicaceae.